CAUUUUAUUUCAUAUGAAGUCACCGACCAUGAAACUUCCGCUUUACCUUUUGUUGGAUCAUGUGCAAUGAAAUUGUAAUGUGAAACAAAUUGGUUAUAAAUAUAGUGAAAAAGACAACAUGUUUGUAUGUCAUUUGCUAUGAUUCGGAUUUAUAAGAAAAUUUGAAAGUUUAGAUAGUGAGACAGUAAUACCAAUGGAUGUUUCUCUUACAUUGAGUGGUAUUGUACUGACUUUGAUAACAUUACUUGUGUUGUCAUGGUGGACAAAAUGUUUCAGUAAAAAACGGUAUCCACCUGGACCAUGGGGCUUCCCUAUACUAGGACACCUGCCUUUAUUAGGAGAAAAACCGGAGUUAAAGUAUUUGCAGUGGCGGCGAAAGUACGGAGAUAUUUUUCCUAUACGCUUUGGUAGUUGGGAAACAAUAAUUGUUAAUGGAUAUGAAGCUAUCAAAGAUGCCGCGGAACGAAAAGACGAUGCCUUUUCCGGAAGACCCGAAUUCGUUUCACAAAUUGCUAUCAAAGAGCAAUUCUGCCGUGUUGGGCUUUCUUUAGGGAAUCUGUAUUUAUCUAUUUUAGAAGCCAUUAGUUUUUGUAACUAUUCUCCGACGUAUCUUCAAGUCAGAAAACGGACAACAACGGCCUUACGAACAUAUAUCAAUAAGUGCGAUUAUCCUCCGAAUGAACUGUUUCGGGAAGAAGCUGAAAAAUUAACAGAAAAACUAUUAAGAUAUGCAUGUGAUGAGCCCGUAUCUUUAGAUUUAGAUAUUCAGUUGGCUGUAAUAGGUACGUUGUAUCAGAUGCUUUACGGCAGAGGAAAAGAAGAUGAAAUAAAACCACACUUGAACUUAAUCAUUGAAUCAUCGGACACGUUUACUAAAUUUGUCGAGUCUGGAAAUUUAGUUGAUGUUAUUCCUUGGUUAAGGCAUGUGAAAAAAAUGGAGGUGGACCAAUUCAAAAAAGCGAUAACAGCAACUUAUGGCAUCACAAAAUCGAAGAUUUCUGAACAUGGAACUUCAUACCAGAAGGGGCAAACAAGGGAUAUUUUAGAUGUAUUAUGUGAGCUAUCAGAGGAUUUACCCGAUCAUGACAGCAACGGUAAGACAUCAGCCACACUUUUACAAUUUCAAAUUUCGACAUUGCAAGGUGCCGGGUUUGAAACAACAAGUCGCCUGUUACUGUUCAUCAUCUUAUAUCUGACUAAAUAUCCAGACAUACAGGAGCGUGCCCAUAAAGAGAUUGAUCAAGAAUUAGGAAGUAACAGGAAUAUUUCUGAAAAAGAUCAGGCGAACCUUCCGUACGUAAUGGCAACUAUCCUUGAAGUUAUGAGAAAAGCAUCAAUAACUCCAUUCGCACUACCCCAUUUUACACUGCAUGACACAAAAGUGCGAGAGUAUGACAUCGACAAAGGCACAGUUGUCUUUUUUAACUAUCAUUCAGUAGCAAACGAAGUGUCAUAUUGGGGUGAUCCGGAAAUCUUUAGACCUGAAAGACUUCUUGAUAAUUCAGGUAAACUGGACAGGGAAAAAACCUCGUAUAUCCUUCUUUCCACAUUUGGCACGGGACGGCGUCAAUGUCUCGGUGAGGCUUUAGCAAAAAUGAACAUUUUCAUUGUAAUUUCAACUUUGCUACAGCGCUGUUCAUUUCAGAAACCUGACGGAUGUGACCUUGAUCUUGAACCCAUUAGAGGUCUUAUUCUGUCGCCAAAACCAUUCAAAGUCAUUGUGAAAAGAAGAUUCUAGACGAAACUUCUAUUCCUGUGAUGUUAAUAAAUCUUUAAACUAAUGAAGACAAUAAGAUGGUGCAUUAACAAAUUUGGACAGAAAAGGAACAGAUAAAUAUAUCAUCGAUAUUAAGUUUGACUGAUCCUAAAAAAAAUGGACAUGGUCAAUGGAGUAUGUUGAUUAUUUCAUAAUACUACUUAAAGCGGCCUUCGUCUUUCAUUUACUUUUGGAAAAUCAGUUCUGUGUUGUUUCAAACUAUGUAAUUCAGUAAUUUUUUGUUGGAAAAGUGCAUCACAUCACUGUUAACCAUUCUUUAUCGUACCGAAAGCUUUUUAUAACGCGUCAGUGACGUUCGUUUCUAACAAUAGAUUGUCACAAAGAGCAAUUAAUAUCAAACUUUCACAAUGUCAUAUUUGUUUUCAAUACUGAUGCGAAUAUGUAUCAUUACUCUAUUUUUGUAUAUAUUUAUCAUUUGACAGUUAAAAAAUUCUUGUAAAUCAGAAUUUACAUCGUGUAAGAUCAAACCGUACGCGCAUCGCCACAGCGCAUGUUGUUUACAACGUGGGGUACCCAACGGGAAAAUUGAGUGUGUAUAUUACCCGUCUGGCUCGGUAAUAUCAAUUUCUUUCGGGUGAUCAAUAGCCAAUCAAAAAGGCGGAAAAAAUCUGGAAGGGGAAUAAUAUAUAAAUAACACAUGGGUUUGUGGGUAACAGUAAAAAUAUCAUACCGAGGAAAAUACUGUUACCCGAGGCGUAUUAUUUUAUUACCAAGAACAAAAAUACUGUGAUGAUCUGAAAUUGUCAACUAAAUCUAACUGUAACAAAAAUAAACCAAGAGUAACAAUAACUAAACUGUCCUUACUUUUUAAGAUUUAAGUGUACAUUCGGCCUACUUGAGAAGUUUUCUUUUUCUUUUAUUCUUUAUGUAAGUGAUGAUAUCUACAAAUCAUAAACAUACAAUAAGCUAGGUUUUAUUUAGAAAACAAAACACUAACCCAUUUACACGGUCAUGAUCUGUGAGAUCUGACCCUUCUGCAGAAUAUUCUUAGCAUGGUUUUUGACAAAAUAACGAUGAUAUUCUAUGUCUGUCCACCAUAUCUAUAACGUUUCACUGAUUAAAAUUGUUAAAUAAUCCUUUGUUGCAUGCUUAAAUCGUAUGCAUGUUCCAGUUUGACACAUUAUUAUUUACAUUGCAAGUACUUUCGUUGAAAACGGAUGUUCACUUUUUGACUAUUCAACAAAAAUAUAUUUUAUACACGAAAAGCACACCAGGGUGCGAACAACUAAAUUUUAUGGGUGUCAUAGUUACUCCAGAAAAGAAAUUGAUGUCCUAUCGGGGUUUAACGUCGAAAAUAAGAAUGAAUCGAGAAAAAAAUGGCGGCCAUUUUAUUUCAUUUUAUUUAGAAAAUAGACCACGUGACCAGAUUUUAUACUAUUAAAAAAUACUGUUACCUAUGUAACAGUACAAAAUUCUUAGUUACGUGGUACACUUGCAUUAACAGUAAAAAUAACUCCCAGAGGCCUAUGAGAAAUUAGCGUUACGAAAAAAGUAAGGGGUAAUAAUACAUUAUGUGCUUUUAAAGUUCUAUUUAUCACCAUAUCUGCAUCUUUGUUGUUUUUUCUUAAAGAUAUAAAGCUAUUUUUGAAUACUUCUCUAAUAAUAAUAAUAAUAAUAAUAAUAAUAAUAAUAAUAAUAAUAAUAAUAAUAAUAAUAGUAAUAAUAAUAAUAAUUAUUAUUGUUAUUAUUAUUAUUAUUAUUAUUGGUAAUAUGUUUUAUCAAUAAUUAGCAACCCCUCGCCCUUUUUCACAGUUUGUCGUAUAUCGUCAUCUACUGUAGAUAUUAUUAGUGGGCCAACCUCCAUCUAGAGAUCAUAUUUUGAGAAUAAACACUCUAAAGUUUUUAUUCUAAAGCACUAUUAAGUGUUGAGACUUGAGUACAGCUCAAGCUGGUGCUAGAGGGGGUGAGGGAUUAUAGAUGUUGCACUUAUUUAUUAUCCCUCAUGUACAGACUCAAUCAGACCGCGUCUGCAAUUUUCAUGUUAUUCUGUUGUGAUAAUGAGCUGCCUGUUUAAAAAAGAGUGCAACAAUAUGUUAUGUCGUUAAAAUUAUAAAAGUUCGGUGUUGCAGCUGAAUAUAUAGGUAAACGGCAAUAUUCAUUCAUGUGAGACAAGAUCAUGUAAAAGUUUAUUCAAUAUUUUUUCCGAAGUGUAAAAUAUAAUGGCGCAAAAUCCUUUGUAUAUAAUGGCCAUUAUAAAACUUUAUGCUGUCAAAAUUGUCAAUCAAAAGUCAUUUUGUUAAUAUGCAAUUAUCUUAUAUUCCACUUCACACAGAUCUUUUAUAGUUUUUUAUGUAAAGUGUUGUGCGUCUUAGUUUUUGACUGUGAGGUAUUUUAUUUCACGCACCAAUGCCACUAUCAGUAGUACCUAAAGCCAAGAAUGGAAAUAAGUGAUUAAUUCUGUAUUUUAUGUUAUCCUUUGUUAAAUGUAUUUGAUCUGGUUUCAUUUCUCAUACAUUUUUUACCUUGUUAUUGUUUUAUUUACUUUUUUAUUGUUUUAUUACGUUUUUAUCAUGCUUAAGAUAUGUAUUACCACGUUAUUGCAUAAUACUGAAAUAAAUACAUCUAUCUCACAUACCUUGUUGGUGACUGAAAUUAGUUUCUGAAUAAAUUGUGAAACAGUUACUGUUGAAGAUAUUUGACUCGUAAGUAUGAUAAUAUAUAUUUAUAUUAUUGGUUAUACGUUUUACUUGUUUUCACAAAGCCUAUAAUAUAUGGAUAAUGUAUCAGUAAUUAUCUGUGCAUUAAAAAUUCAAAGAA
Ruditapes philippinarum (Manila clam) is the source of this 4534-nucleotide messenger RNA. RefSeq names its product cytochrome P450 1A2-like. Lineage: Eukaryota; Metazoa; Mollusca; Bivalvia; Venerida; Veneridae. The coding region runs from base 194 to 1738 and encodes 514 amino acids. Gene Ontology annotation, biological process: progesterone metabolic process; hormone biosynthetic process. Gene Ontology annotation, molecular function: iron ion binding; heme binding; steroid 17-alpha-monooxygenase activity. The record is from RefSeq and is a predicted model, not a curated record. The transcript is spliced from 2 exons.